Molecule: messenger RNA, 480 nt
Organism: Ilex paraguariensis (yerba mate)
Lineage: Eukaryota; Viridiplantae; Streptophyta; Magnoliopsida; Aquifoliales; Aquifoliaceae
Source: the annotation of a GenBank genome assembly
CUUCGUUUUCCUGAACCCCCCAAGUCUACGCACAGUUUCUGUCAGAACCCUUCUUCAACCUCCCCCGAAAUUCUACCAGAUUCAUAAAAAAUGUCAAACUUAGACAUGUCUCUUGACGAUAUGAUUAAGAAGAACAAGAAAUCUAACCCUAGAGGCCGAUCUCGAAGCUCCGGUGCCCCAGGACCAAACCGCCGGCCCUUCAAGCGCAGCGCAAACCGAACGACGCCGUACUCCACUGGAACAGUCCAAGCCCCUGAUGACGCAUGGGACCAUGGCAUGUUUGCGGAACAUGCUGCGGCGUACCCGGCGCAAGUCAGUCGGGUGUCGGCAAUUGAGACGGGCACGAAACUUGUUAUCUCUAACUUGGAUUAUGGGGUUUCCAACGAAGACAUUAAGGUAGUAUGUUGCAAAGCUCUGGAAUUCUAUUUCGGCUCAAGUUUUCAUGUACUGUUAUUGGGUGUAUCGUUGUUUUCUAAUUGA